Vanrija pseudolonga is the source of this 972-nucleotide messenger RNA. RefSeq lists its product as uncharacterized. The transcript has 4 exons. The record is from RefSeq and is a predicted model, not a curated record. The coding region runs from base 1 to 972 and encodes 323 amino acids. NCBI's taxonomy places the organism in Eukaryota, Fungi, Basidiomycota, Tremellomycetes, Trichosporonales, Trichosporonaceae.
AUGGCACGCACAACAGCCUCAACUUCAAAGGUCAAGCCCAAGGAGGAUAAGCCCAAGAAGGUGUCGUCUGCCGCCGCCGCCGACAAGGACAAGCACAAGGCUACUACCGCCGCCGCCGCGGCCAAGGUGGCCAAGGCGGCGGCCGCGACGACGACCAAGGGCACGGCGCGGACCACCGCCGCGGCGACUAAGAAGGCUGAGGCUGAGGCCGCCGCCGCCGUCGCCGUCGCCGCCAAGCCCAAGGUCGCGAAGGAGGCCAAGGUGAAGGCGGACAAGGAGCCCAAGGCGGACAAGGAGCCCAAGACCAAGGAGUCGACAAAGGCGGACAAGGAGCCCAAGACCAAGGAGACCAAGGCCAAGCCCGCUGCUGUGCCCAAGGUGACGGUGACCAAGCCCAAGAAGGAGAAGGAGGAGAAGGAGAAGAAGGCCGCCGCGCCGAAGACUCCGGCCAAGGCGGCCGCCGCAGCCGACACGAAGCGCUCGUCGGCGCCAUCACCGGCGCCGGAGGCCCUCUUCCUCGGCAAGGCGAAGGCGCUGGCGGUCAGCGUCGCAGGCGACGAGUUCACCGCCGAGCCACGGCUCAUGACCUCUGGCAAGAUGGGCUGGAGCGGGACCAAGAAGACCAAGGUCGAGGUUGGGGACGACGAAGUGGACGUGCAGAUCACGGUCAACGUCCUCGUCGUCAAGAAGCCCAAGGCCAAGGCGGAGCCCAAGAAGAAGAAGGAGAAGAAGGAGGCUGUUGCGGCGCCGGCGGAGACGCACCACGACGACGAGCAUGAGCCCGAGCACGCCGACGACGAGCACGAGCACGACCAUGACCACGACCACGAGGACGACGAGCACAGCGACGACGCACCGGCAGAGGGUGGUGCGAGCAGCAGCUCGCCCAAGAAGGCGACGACGUACCGCUCGUCCUCGGCCACCAAGAAGCGCAAGCUCGUCGUCGCGGGUGAUGGCUCGGACAGCGAGUAG